This is a messenger RNA of Prorocentrum cordatum, 2112 nucleotides long. NCBI's taxonomy places the organism in Eukaryota, Dinophyceae, Prorocentrales, Prorocentraceae. The record is from the annotation of a GenBank genome assembly.
AUGCCGGAGGUGGCACCGACGACACAGCUUGGUAGGGUGGACGCAGAGAUCGCAGGUGAGGGUGGAGGCAGUCUAGUGGCCAAGGUCGUGGGUGAAGGUGGAGGCAGUCCGGCGGGCGGCCUCAGCCUCCUCAGCCUUGCCAGCGGGAGCCCCACGCAGCUGAAGGCGGCACGCAAGUCGCAGCAGUCUUGGGACUGGGUCGACGACAACGAGCAGAUGAACAGAGCCAAGCAGAAGCUGCGCUUUCUCGAUAUGUUCGGCCUGGACGCGUCGCAGCAGUACAGCUACACGAUCACCGCCGAUAGCCUGAGCGACGUGUUGGUUAAGAGAGGCCUGCGGAACAUGAAGAACAGCUUCGUUGAACAAAUCCUUCAGGACCUGGCGCGCGUCACCCCUCGUAGGACCCCGAGCGUGAGGUCCGACUUUGGCAGCAAGACCACGGACUGGUCCAGCCUGCUGCCGAUUCGCAGGGUCGUAUUCGGUGGGCAGAACCGCGACACUGGCGUCUCAUUCGAAGCUUUCGUGGACGCGAUCCUGAUGCCCGAUCUCCCGAAGCGGGUGGAGCCGAGACUCUCUCGCGGCGUCGAACAAAUACAGUAUGUCUUGCUCAAGCAGGACGUCGAGGAGGUCAUCAACAAGCUGUCUCGAACGCGCCUCGCAACCACUGAGGACCUGCAUCCAUCUCGAGCCGCGCGGAAGACGCAGACCCUGUGGCGCAGGAAGAUGGACAACGCCCUGAACGUAGCGGUCGGGCUGAUUGUCAUCGCCAGCAUUUUCUGCUUGGGCCUCAGCAAAGAAACGAAUCCUCACUGGGACGGCUGGUUGGUGCUGGAGGUCAUGUUCGCGGCCACCUUCGUUGCGGACUCGGCCCUGAGGAUCUCGAUUCAUGGUUGGGGCGAGUUCUGGUUUGGCCCAGAGCGGCACUUGAACUGGCUCGAUGUCAUGGUCACCACUGUAUCGGUUACGGAUGUUUGUCUCUCCAUAGGCACCCAGCACUUGUCAGACGGGGCGGUGUUCAGAAGAUUCAUGCUGCUCUUCCGCGUGUUCCGACUCAUACGUCUUGGCCGUCUUCUGAGACUUAUCCGUUCGCCGUUAGUCCGCGAGCUCUCGAAUAUACUCAUGGGCUUAGUGAUUGGUUCGCCAGCCCUCUUGUGGGUCUCGGUCGUCAUCUGGGUCGUGGUAGCCUUGGUAGCGAUGAGCCUUCGGAUUGCGGUCGGCCCCGACCCUGGCGAUGUCGACCUGGUAAAAAAGUGCGGCCCCGGUGACAAACCCAACUUCACGGUGGACACGGACCCCGAUUGUGCACGUCACAAACUCUACGCAGAAGAGUUCUGUGGUUCGUUGCCGAAGUGCAUGUUCACAGUGUUCCGCUGCAUUAUCGGCGACUGCACCAGCGAGGCCGGCCAAUCUUUGCCAGCGCAUCUCAGUUCAGGCUUCGGCAUGAAGUUCGACAUUGUUUACCUCACUGGUAUGGUAUUAAUGAUCUUUGGUCUGUUCAAUGUAAUCACCGCACGGUGGCGUAUAUUCGUGGAGGCCACCAUGGAUGGCCUGAAGUUCAACGACCAGAAGCAGAAGCUGCGGAGCCUCUACGAGCACGAUCACGUGAAGCGGAAGCUGACGGAGCUCGUGUGCCGGAUCCAGUUCGUUGCCUCGUGCCUCUGCUCGGGCGAGGAGGCGAGCGACGGCCCGGCGAAUCCGUCGCAGAGCUCGAGCACGUUGCUGCGCAGCAUGAGCAGCGGCUGGGGGGCGCACCUGUCCGAGGAUCCAGAUUCCGUUGAAAAUAUAAAGCUGACGGAAGACCAGUUCUUCGCCGUCAUUCAGGACGGCGCCGUCCAGCGGAUCUUGGAGCAGUUGGACAUAGAGACGGGGGGGGCCGGCAAUUCCUUCCUCUUCGACAUCAUGGACGCGAAUGGCAACGGCCUGGUGGACGUGGCGGAAAUGUUAGAUUUCCUGAUGAAGCUGAGGGGGGGGCCCAUGAAGGUCGACAUGGUCGCCCCCUCGGUGGCCCUCCGCGGGGUGCAGCAGGAACUCCGGCGCCUGGCGUCGAGGCUCGAGAAGCCAGCGGCGGCCGACUCACAGGGCGCCAGCCCCAAGGCCAGCCCCAGCAGGUGA